This is a messenger RNA of Myxocyprinus asiaticus (Chinese sucker), 3744 nucleotides long. Its product is annotated as H(+)/Cl(-) exchange transporter 7-like. The record is from RefSeq and is a predicted model, not a curated record. Bases 127 to 2514 code for a protein of 795 amino acids. Lineage: Eukaryota; Metazoa; Chordata; Actinopteri; Cypriniformes; Catostomidae. The transcript has 25 exons. Gene Ontology annotation, molecular function: voltage-gated chloride channel activity. Gene Ontology annotation, biological process: transmembrane transport; chloride transport. Gene Ontology annotation, cellular component: intracellular membrane-bounded organelle; lysosomal membrane.
ACUCUUGUCACGAGUUUGCUUAUGAUUGUUAGUCAUGGGGAAGAAGUGCUCGCAGUAGAUCUCCAGUUAUCAGCUUUUGGAUGUAAGUGUGUUUAAUUUUGAAAGUGGACACUACCUGUCGCGGACAUGGCCAACAUCGCGAAGAAAGUGUCAUGGUCGAGCCGAGGCGACGAUCGCGGAGAGAGAACUCCACUGUUGAACGGAGCCGAGGACGUUAAAUACACAAGACAGUUCUCCGGAGGCACUAAAUUUUAUAUAGGCAGGCUGAGCACUGUGGAUCUUGAAGAGGAGAUCACAACCGAAGAGGACAUUGUGAGGAGUCGGCCGAAGGAAAUCCCUCACAACGAAAAGCUGCUCUCCCUCAAAUAUGAGAGUCUUGAUUAUGAUAACAGUGAAAAUCAGUUGUUUUUGGAGGAAGAAAGACGGAUGAGUCAAAUGAGCUUCAGUUGUCUGGAGAUCACGAGAUGGGUGAUCUGUGGUCUUAUUGGAUUCCUCACUGGUCUAAUCGCGUGCUUCAUAGACAUUGCUGUGGAGAACCUUGCUGGGGUUAAGUACUUUGUGGUCAAACAGAACAUAGAGAAAUUCACAGAGCUGGGAGGCCUGUCCAUCUCUCUGAUACUGUGGGCAGUGUUAAACUCUGCUUUCGUGAUGGUCGGUGGCAUCAUUGUUGCUUUUUUUGAGCCCAUCGCUGCAGGUAGUGGAAUCCCUCAGAUAAAAUGCUACCUUAAUGGAGUGAAGAUCCCUCGUGUUGUUCGGCUAAAGACUUUGGUGAUUAAGGUCUGUGGUGUGAUCUGCUCGGUCGCUGGAGGUCUCGCCGUAGGAAAGGAAGGGCCCAUGAUUCACUCAGGAGCAGUGGUGGCCGCUGGAGUGUCUCAGGGCCGAAGCACUUCACUGAAGAGAGACUUUAAGAUUUUUGAGUAUUUCCGCAGAGACACAGAGAAGAGAGAUUUUGUCUCAGCGGGAGCAGCAGCUGGAGUCUCUGCUGCCUUUGGAGCCCCUGUUGGUGGGGUUCUGUUCAGUUUAGAGGAAGGAGCUUCGUUCUGGAACCAAAUGUUGACCUGGAGAAUUUUCUUUGCUUCGAUGAUCUCCACCUUCACACUGAACUUUUUCCUAAGUAUUUACCAUGGGAAGCCUGGAGACCUCUCCAGCCCUGGUCUCAUUAACUUUGGCCGCUUUGACAGUGAUACCAUGGGGUAUAAUUUAUAUGAAAUUCCUCUCUUCAUUAUCAUGGGAGCUUUAGGAGGUUUGCUUGGAGCGCUGUUCAAUCUACUCAAUUACUGGCUAACGAUUUUCAGAAUAAGGUACAUCCACCGGCCGUGUCUACAGGUGAUGGAGGCCAUGCUGGUCGCCGCGGUCACAGCCACAGUUUCUUUUGCUAUGAUCUAUUUCUCUAAUGACUGCCAGCCGUUGGGAGAGGACCACACUGAGGAAUAUCCUCUACAGCUCUUCUGUGCUGAUGGUGAAUAUAACACCAUGGCAACAGCUUUCUUCAACACACCCGAACGGAGUGUGAGGAGUCUGUUCCAUAACCCUCCAGGCUCUUACAACCCCCAGACCCUGGGACUCUUCACUCUGGUCUAUUUUUUCCUGGCUGUCUGGACGUAUGGCCUGACUGUGUCAGCAGGAGUGUUCAUCCCCUCUUUGCUGAUUGGAGCGGCAUGGGGUAGACUCUUCGGAAUCCUCCUGUCCAGCAUUACCUCCAGCCAAUCAAUUUGGGCGGAUCCUGGGAAGUAUGCUCUGAUAGGUGCUGCGGCCCAGCUUGGUGGCAUUGUUAGAAUGACCCUCAGUCUCACCGUAAUCAUGGUAGAAGCCACUGGUAACGUGACCUACGGCUUCCCCAUAAUGCUUGUGCUGAUUACUGCCAAGAUUGUUGGGGAUUACUUUGUAGAGGGCCUGUAUGAUAUCCACAUUAAGCUGCAAAGUGUUCCUUUCCUUCACUGGGAGGCUCCUGCUACUUCUCAUUGGCUGACGGCCAGGGAGGUCAUGAGCUCUCCAGUCACCUGCUUCAACAGAGUGGAGAAGGUUGGCACCAUAGUGGAUGUUCUUAGCAACAUAUCCACCAAUCACAAUGGCUUCCCAGUGGUUGUCCAUACAAUUGAGGAAGAUGAGCCAGGCAAAAUCUGUGGCCUUAUUCUCCGCUCUCAGAUCAUUGUUCUCCUCAAGCAUAAGGUGUUUGUAGAGAGGGCAUCUUCACGUCUCAGCCAGAGGAAGCUAGCGCUGAAGGACUUCAGAGAUGCAUAUCCGCGCUUUCCCCCCAUCCAGUCCAUUCACGUCUCUCAGGACGAGAGAGAGUGUAUGAUGGACCUGACAGAGUUCAUGAACCCAACCCCUUACACUGUGCCUCAGGAGACUUCACUCCCCCGGGUGUUUAAGUUGUUUCGGGCAUUGGGACUGAGGCAUCUGGUUGUGGUUGAUAAUGAGAACAGGGUUGUGGGUCUGGUGACCAGGAAGGAUCUUGCACGGUAUCACCUGGGUAAACACGGCCUGGAGGAGCUUCAACUGGCUCAGACGUGAUUGGUCAUCAUGUGCGGCUUGUACCCUGCCUUCAGACCACCAGCUUUGGACCUCAAUAACUUUAAGGGCUGGGUAGAGUCUCCCUUGUGUCAAAGAUGUCAAACACAAACCUGCAACCUUCAGAACAUUUGUUUUCACGUUCAGUAUUUUAAAGGCUCGGUUCUUUGAAAAACACAUUUUUGCUCCUUUUUCAUGAAGUCUGCAUUUAUUUUUGCCUCUAGAAGUACAGCAGAACAGCACAUCAUGUUGUAUGAUUAGUUUUACACUAUGUGAGUGUGUAUUUAUUAUAUUUUAGAGCAGGUGAGCUGUUUGGGAGGCCUCACUUUGCUUGCCUUUCCAAAAGCCUCAUUCUGUGUCACUUUUCAUGUUCAUUAUGGCUAGUUACUAUGUGAGAUUCAUGUCAGUAUGUAUUGUCAUUCCAAUGACAAUGUACAUUGACAUAACAACGUGUUUCAAUCUUUUUUCAUUGUCAGUGUAGUGUCUGCAGUGAUACAAACAGGAUUGUGCCAUGUAUGGUAACAACAAUUCCUGCACAAUAUGAAUUAUUGGAACUUAAUGCUUAAAAUAAGGUUUAGUAAAGUACUGUUAGCUCAAUGUAAGCAAUUCGUCAUGAAAAAUUCAGAGAUGCAAAUUGUUUUUGUGUGCUUAGUGUUGUUUAGGAUUUUUUAAUUUUCCUUUGUUUUCAGUUGAUUUAGUAAUUUAACUUGUAUCAAACAUGUUAGGGUAGGUCAGACCCUAAGAUGAAAUAAUAAAUCCUAUUUUCACAUGCCACUUCCUGGCUUUACAUGUUGGAAAAGUUUGGUAUGAGUUUAAAACUAGCUGCAGGUUUUAUAUAGUAAGUUUCCUGAGCUGAGUUUUUUUAGAGAAUGUGUCUAAGGAAUGUGAAUUUAUUGUCUUGAGCUGAAUUUGUUUUCUGUGAAAAUCUGUAUUUUAAAUAUGUAUUUCACAGUAUUGCACAGUGAAGAUGAUUAUGCUAAAAAAAAAAAAUUGCCUAGCACUGACUGCAAGAAUCGGUCUUUAACAUAAGACUAAACUUUAAACUUUAAAUAGAAAUAUUUUGUUCAUCCUUUAGUCUGUCAUUAAAAGCCAACAUUUUUUGGUUUUAUCAGUAAUCUUCCUCUGCUGAUCUCUACUUUUUAUAUGGUUGUUGAUUUAAAGUAAAAAAAAAAAUUAUGAAUUUUAAAAACAUUUGCACUAUUUUUUGAACUAAUAAAGCUAUUUUGAAGAUCA